Messenger RNA from Vitis vinifera (wine grape), 849 nucleotides. RefSeq names its product LEAF RUST 10 DISEASE-RESISTANCE LOCUS RECEPTOR-LIKE PROTEIN KINASE-like 1.2. The transcript is spliced from 2 exons. The record is from RefSeq and is a predicted model, not a curated record. Gene Ontology annotation, molecular function: polysaccharide binding. NCBI's taxonomy places the organism in Eukaryota, Viridiplantae, Streptophyta, Magnoliopsida, Vitales, Vitaceae. The coding region runs from base 1 to 849 and encodes 282 amino acids.
AUGGCCUCUCUCUUUCAUCUCUUUCUCUACAUCACCCUUCUUCACACCUCCAUCAAUGGAUUCAAUGGCCAUUCCAUUAAACCACCUAUCACUGCACGUCCUUAUUUCAGUUGCGGCGGCGGCGUCUUCCGCUACCCAUUUUGGCACCAAGAUCAACCGUCGGGGUACUGUGGAUACCCGGGCUUCGGGAUCUCCUGCGGUGGCGAUGGCAGUGGCCCUGUUCUCCGCCUCUCCGGCGAUGCCUACAGCAUCAUGAAGAUCAAUUACUCUGAAAAUACGCUUACCCUCCGCUACGUCGACAUAAACAAUGGGAGUUGUCCCCGGGCACCUCAUGGUGUUACAUUGGACAACUCUUCCGCUUUCAGCUACACUGCACGUAAUAACAUGCUGCGUUUCUUCUAUAACUGCACGCUUUAUCCACCUUCACUGCCGUCUAUGGAGUGUCUUCGGCAUGGGACGAAGCGCUCUUAUGUGUUUAUUGUGGGAGCAGUGCCGGAGUUCGACUGGAGUGGGUACUGUGAAACGACUGCGACUGUGCCGGUGAUUGAGAAGUCGGUUGGUGGAGAUUUGGUUGAUGAUUUUGGUAGAGGCAUACGAGAAGGGUUCGAGCUAACGUGGAGGUCCGACGGUGGUUGUCGUUCGUGUGAAGACAGUGGCGGAUUCUGUGGAUAUGGCGGUGGCGAUCUUCACCGGAAUUUCUUCUGCUUUUGCUCCGGUGGCCGCCGUUCAUCUAACUGUCACAAUAACGGCACAGUGGUGUUUGGAGGUUUAAUGGUGGCAGCAACAUUUUUUUAUUUCAUCCAGAGAAGGAAAAUUGGCUUAUACAAACCAGUUGGUCCUGUCAAAUAG